UGUAUUCUCCCCCGUAUGUUCCUCCACGCGUCAGUGAUGCAGUCGUCCCACCUUCACUUGUUUCCCAGCGUGUGAAGGGGUGGGGGUGGGUGCCUCAGCGUCACCCGAACAGCUACAGUGCUUUGGGAAAGAGUAGACCUACUUCGGCCCGCCGAGAGUGUCAAAACCGCCGCUUUUUCGUGCCUGUUUCUCGUGCUCGCGUCGCGCGCUCUUCAGCAACGCCGUGCCCGCGCUUUUGCGCGAUGCAGUGUGGGAAUGGCUGUGGCGCUGGGGUUGGCUGAAAGAGGCGGCCAGUCGAGGUUUAAUGUCCGCCAUGUUGGCCGUGGCGUACUGAGCAGACCAGGAGCGGCGAGGAGAGAAACCGGCACCCUAGCCUGGCCGCGCCACCCGGCGCCGCUGGGACCCGCCUCGGAGCGAGCCCCGCCCCGCCGCGGGAGCCCCGGUCCCUCCAUGAGAGCUCUCGGCGGGGUCCGGCUCUCAGCUCGGAGCGCUCUCGCUGCUUCCCCCCCCUUUUCCGGAGCAGCAGCAGCCGCCAUAGCAGUUGCAGCCGCCGACGACUAACAUGAGCAAACUGUCGUUCCGGGCCCGGGCGCUGGACGCGUCUAAGCCGCUUCCCGUCUUCCGCUGCGAGGACUUGCCCGACCUGGCCGAGUAUGCCUCGAUCAACCGGGCCGUGCCGCAGAUGCCCACGGGCAUGGAGAAGGAAGAGGAGUCGGAACAUCAUCUCCAGCGGGCCAUUUCAGCACAGCAAGUAUAUGGAGAGAAACGGGAUAAUAUGGUUAUACCAGUCCCAGAAGCAGAAAGUAAUAUUGCCUAUUAUGAAUCAAUAUAUCCUGGAGAAUUUAAAAUGCCAAAGCAGCUUAUUCACAUACAGCCUUUUAGUUUGGAUGCUGAGCAACCGGAUUAUGAUUUGGAUUCAGAAGAUGAGGCAUUUGUGAAUAAGCUGAAGAAAAAAAUAGAUAUCUCUCCUUUGCAAUUUGAAGAAAUGAUAGAUCGACUUGAAAAAGGAAGUGGUCAGCAGCCAGUCAGUCUGCAGGAAGCCAAACUACUCUUGAAGGAAGAUGAUGAACUGAUUAGAGAAGUAUACGAAUAUUGGAUUAAAAAGAGAAAAAAUUGCCGAGGCCCCUCUCUUAUCUCAGCAGUGAAACAGGAGAAACGUGAUGGGUCCAGCACAAAUGAUCCUUAUGUUGCAUUUAGAAGGCGAACUGAAAAGAUGCAGACUCGAAAAAAUCGAAAGAAUGAUGAAACUUCUUAUGAAAAAAUGCUUAAACUGAGGCGGGAUUUGAGUCGUGCAGUAACAAUUCUAGAGAUGAUAAAGAGAAGGGAAAAAAGCAAGAGAGAGUUGCUGCAUUUAACGUUGGAAAUUAUGGAAAAGAGAUAUAAAUUGGGUGAUUAUAAUGGAGAUAUCAUGUCAGAAGUAAUGGUACAUCAACAGCCUAUGAAGCCUACUUAUACUAUUCCUGUUGGAAUAGUUCCUAAUAGCACUCAAUUUAAACAUCAGGAAAAUAUGGAAUUGAAGGAAUUUAAAAUAAACAAGCAAGAGAAAGCCGAUGCUAUACGGCCGAAGAGAAAAUAUGAGAAGAAACCCAAAAUUGUACCUUCAUCGGCUGCUAUUGCUUCUCAGCAGACAGUUCCUGCUUCACUGCCAAUCUUUAAUGCUAAAGAUAUGAAUCAGUACGACUUUCCCAGCUCUGAUGAAGAUCCUCUUUCUCAAGUCUUUUCUGGCUCUUCUGAAGCUGAGGAAGAAAAUGAUCCUGAUGGGCCAUUUGCUUUCCGUAGGAAAACAGGCUGUCAGUAUUACGCUCCUCAUUUAGACCAAACUGGUGACUGGCCUUGGAAUACUCCUAAAGGUGGAAAGUUAGGAGAUGAGCGUUAUAGAUAUUGCUUGACCACCCUUACUAGGCCACAAAAGUGCAUUGGGUUUUCACGUAGACGGGUUGGACGUGGUGGAAGGGUGCUUCUGGACCGAGCAUAUUCAGAGAACAACAGUGCACUUUGCCAGCUGGAUUCAGAAACACCUUCCUUACAACUACACUCUUCAGUUAAUCAAAUUGCCAAUACCUCAGAAACAAAUACCUCGGACAGAUAUUUAUCUAAAGACCUCAGUCAGAUACUAGUCGAUAUCAAAUCACGUAGAUGGCGUCACUUUAGGCCUCGGACACCAUCCCUAAAUGACAGUGACAAUGAUGAACUUUCAUAUAGGAAAUUGCACAGGAGUGUUAAUCGAGCAGGCACAGCACAACCUGGGACCCAGACAUGCAGUACCUCUAUUCAAAGUAAAGAUAGCAGUGGUGCAGCACACUUUGCAUUUACAGCCGAACAAUACCAGCAUCAUCAACAACAACUGGCACUAAUGCAGAAGCAGCAGCUUGCACAAAUUCAUCAACAGCAAGCAAAUAGUAAUUCUGCGAACGCUUCACAGGGUUUUAAUUCCAAGACAUUGGAUUCUGUCAGUGCUCAGUUUGCUGCUUCAGCCUUGGUUACAUCAGAACAGCUCAUGGGAUUCAAAAUGAAGGAUGAUGUGGUGCUUGGAAUUGGGGUGAAUGGCAUCCUUCAAGCCUCAGGAGUAUAUAAGGGCUUACACUUCAGUAAUACUACGCCUACAGCACUUGUACAUACAAGCUCAUCAACAGCAGGUUCAGCCUUGUUACAGCCUUCAAAUAUAACACAGACUUCAAGUUCCCACAGUGCACUGAGUCACCAAGUAACUGCUGCCAAUUCUGCAACAACUCAGGUUCUGUUUGGGAACAACAUUAGAUUAACUGUACCCUCAUCUGUUGGCACUGCAAACUCUAUUAAUACGCUCAAUGCACGGCACAUACCUAGGACUCUAAGUGCUGUUCCAUCAUCUGCCUUAAAGCUGGCUGCAGCAAACUGUCAGGUGCCCAAGGUGCCAGCCUCAUCCUCUGUGGACACAAUACCAAGGGAAAACCAUGAAACAGAAAAGUCAGCACUGAACAAUAUAGCAGACAAUACAGUAGCAAUGGAGGUGACGUAGUUUCUGAGUAACGAAACUUCAGUCUUCGGGAACUUGUUUAGGUGCUAUGCAUCAGUAGCAAUUUGAAUGCAAGGGAUGUUGGAAUGCAGCAUAUUGUAUUUCCAUGGCAGCUGUGGGGACUUGACAGCAAUGCACAUCUCUCAUGCUUUGGUUUUUCUAUUCUUAUUGUUAAUAGGAAAAAAAUCAAUACCUGUAAAUUAAGACAACAGCAAUUAUCUGUACAGUACUGCAUAUUUGUAAUACCCUUGUAUAUAUGUUACUUGAAUACAGAACCGUUCAUUUGUGAUGCUUUGCACUUGGGACGGGGGGAGGGAGAAUUGCAACAAAGUAAGAGUGUAAGAAGUGAGAUUGUAUAAAGAUGAAGUGUCAUGACAUCAUGUGCAUGGUGCGGAACCUGCUGUUUUAUCUAUUUAUUGUGCUGUGUUUACAGUUUUUGUACACUGUACCUUCAUUGGUUCCUGUGCUGUAGUAAAUGUGUUAGGUAGCUGUGGA
Pantherophis guttatus is the source of this 3490-nucleotide messenger RNA. RefSeq names its product enhancer of polycomb 1 (gene EPC1). Gene Ontology annotation, biological process: regulation of transcription by RNA polymerase II. The record is from RefSeq and is a predicted model, not a curated record. Gene Ontology annotation, cellular component: NuA4 histone acetyltransferase complex. Lineage: Eukaryota; Metazoa; Chordata; Lepidosauria; Squamata; Colubridae.